UCCACUAGUGUCUUCCUUCUCUCAUCCUUUUGGUAUAAUUAGAAAGAGGGGACAUAUAUAUAUUUCUGAGUUUUCUUUGAGAUAUUUAUAUCAAAAGCCUCCCAACAACCAUGGCUUUGCUUCCGGUGAAGCCUCUAUCUUCCCACCGCUUUCAGGUUCUCCGCCGUUACCCCAUUACUUCAGCUCUGUCAACAGCUCCGUCAAUGGUUUCGGCCGGUUUCAAAACGCAUCAUUUCGUAGGACUCCCUUCGUAUGAGCUAUGUAUCAAUAAAUCUGUAAGGCAUAUGAGGUCGUGGAGCAAUCGUCGCCGAGUAAGCAAAAGCGUCGGCGUGUCUAUGCCGGUGGCUUCGGCUGAGGAUUCACCGACGGUUUCUUGGGAUUCUUGGAAGCCCGACAAGAACACGGUGGCUCCGUCACUGAGUGACGUCAUUUGGCCGGCAGCAGGAGGGUUUGCAGCUAUGGCGAUAAUGGGAAGGAUAGAUCAAAUGCUAAACCCUAAAGGGAUCUCUAUGUCGGUUGCACCACUUGGUGCUGUCUCUGCCAUUCUCUUCACCACUCCUUCUGCACCUGCUGCUAGGAAAUAUAAUAUGUUCAUGGCUCAAAUCGGAUGUGCAGCCAUUGGAGUGUUGGCCUUCUCCAUAUUUGGGCCGGGUUGGUUCUCCCGCAGCACCGCCCUAGCUGCUUCCAUUGCAUUUAUGGUCAUUGCUCGUGCUAAUCACCCUCCUGCGGCGAGUUUACCACUAAUGUUCAUAGACGGAGCAAAGUUACAAAAGUUGAACUUUUGGUACGUAUUAUUCCCAGGUGCAGCCGCUUGUAUCCUCCUCUGCUUCCUCCAAGAGAUCGUAUGUUACUUGAAGGAAAACAUGAAAUUUUGACGAAUGGAAAAGAGACAAGUGUUUAUAUGUAUGUAUACACACAUUGGUGGAGUUCAGUUACUCGCAGAACUUUUCCAUUCACUACGGUUGCAAUCAUAAUAAGACAUCGCUGAU
Molecule: messenger RNA, 989 nt
Organism: Eruca vesicaria subsp. sativa (arugula)
Lineage: Eukaryota; Viridiplantae; Streptophyta; Magnoliopsida; Brassicales; Brassicaceae
Source: the annotation of a GenBank genome assembly